Blastomyces gilchristii SLH14081 is the source of this 3757-nucleotide messenger RNA. RefSeq lists its product as uncharacterized. The transcript has 3 exons. Gene Ontology annotation, cellular component: nucleolus. The coding region runs from base 967 to 3132 and encodes 721 amino acids. Gene Ontology annotation, biological process: negative regulation of transcription by RNA polymerase II; rRNA processing. NCBI's taxonomy places the organism in Eukaryota, Fungi, Ascomycota, Eurotiomycetes, Onygenales, Ajellomycetaceae. The record is from RefSeq and is a predicted model, not a curated record. Gene Ontology annotation, molecular function: DNA binding.
CGGGUUCAUGGGAUGGGAAAGGCGGUUGAUAUGAUAAUACAUUAAGUAAAUAAACAACAUUCAGCGGCAUCUGAAGCCGGAGACAAGACACCAUCAUAACGGUGUAUGUUUUGUAUAUAAUAAUAAUAAUUUCUCUUGCCGUGUCAGAAACGGAUCAACCUAAAGCACGGAGGGAUUGUCAGUCAGGAAUCAUAAUAUUCGUAAUAAUCAUAACAACCAUAUAACUAAAUGUUAGCCUCAAGGGGGUGUCAUCUGCGCUGACGACGUGAUUGAUUGCUUCGGCCUUGUUUUUGUUUUGUUUUCUUUUUUUUUUCGUAAAUGUCUUGACUUCGAUCUGCUCACCCGCUCUCCUCGUUCCUCUCUCUCUCAUGGCCCUUUACCGUUUAUUAGUUAAACAGCCGCCUUCCCGUGUCUCUGCUGCAGCUGGGCUAACUAGUUCUCAUUCUUUAUUAUUCGCUGGUUUCUGGUUUGUUGCUGGGAACCUUUUUGACUGGCGGCGCAUUUGAAAAUAUAUUGGUAUUUUUGGCCUCGUAUUGGGGCGUAAAUAUUUCAGACAAACAGACCAGGGAAGAACAAAAAAGAGGAACAAAGAAAGGAACAGAAGAGGAGAAGAAGCAAAAAGAUUUCUCUCUGUGAAAGACGAGAGAUAUCCAGCUCAUUUAUAUAACUAACUAUAUUGUCUUGGGUGACCUGCAGCAGAUUUUAUGAAGUUAUUAAUAAAAUAAUUCUCCAAAAUUCUUCGUUUGCUCGCAUCCAACUCGCCCAACUCAAAACCCACUGGCAUUUCUCUCCGCCUCACUUCUCACGCCCUCGCCGUUGAGUCGUCUCUGCCCCGCCUCACCGACUCUUCCUUGCGCUCCUCUUGAUCCUCUUGGGCAUCGACACUUGUUCUCCCAGACCCCGCCCUGUCUGCGGUCUUGUCUGUCUCUGCUCUGGCGGGCCCCGUCCUGCUGCUUCCACGACACCAUGGUCUCGUUUCAAUGCGAGGCUUGCGGCGACGUCUUCACCAAGAAGAAGACCGAUCCCCACCGUAAUCAGUGUCGCGGCGCGCGUUUCUCCUGUCUCGAUUGUUCAGUCGAAUUCCCCGGAACCUCUUAUCGAGGCCAUACGUCAUGCAUAUCAGAAGCACAGAAAUACCAGGGUGCCCUCUACAAGGAGAAGCCAAACAAAUCCAAGAAAUUCAAGUCCGUGACAAUAGUUGAACCCCCGAAUUCCUCCAAUUCUCCUCGGCCCCCUGACCCUUGGGUAGAAGAUGCUCCAGAUGUUGACGAGAUUAGACCUGCCCAUAAUGCUUCCCCUCCGGCCGCUCCUAGCCCUCAACAGGCUGCUCCUCGCCAGGAACCUGGAAAGGUUUCGACCCCUGCCACUACAACCAAGCCUAAUGCCCAGGUGAAUGUGUUUGAUUUUCUCGACACGACAACCACCCCGAAUGCCUCAAAAGUCUCCCUAGGAGGAUCCGACGCGCCAAUGGUUAUGCUAAAGGAUGCACCCCCGCUCUUCAAUGCGCCCAAGGAGCUUGCAAAGAUCGAUAAUGGAAAGGAUGAUGAGGUAAAUUACGAUGUGGCAUUUGAAGAGAAUGGCUUCUCCUAUGGCGCAGACACCCUAGAGACACCACUAUACCAAAACGGAGGUGCAAAUGGAUCCACCGCGUCUUUCAACAAUUUCACGACCCCAGCACCAAAACGGAAUAAGGAUCGGUCAUCCCGUCGGGAUAGAGAUCAGCAUCGGGAUCAGAAUCGGGAUCAGGACCGCCCAGCUUCCCCGGAUCGGUUCCAUACUCCUCUUAACAACCCGACUAGUACAGGUGACAAGAAGCGUAAACGCGGCCAUGUUGGAAAAGUCGAUGGCCAGAUGGCCAAUUCGGCCUCCACUGGCGGUGAUGAUAUCCAAAUGAUCGACGCUCCCCCCCCAUCAAGUGCUAUUGCUAACCCAUCAACCCCAACGCUGGCCCACUCAGGCCUUACUGGUGGCAUCAACCGCAUGAUGAGAGAUAUCUCCCCACCAACACCAGACGCAGCCUACCGCAGCGCCGACGAGGGCUUCAAUAAUGACGGACGCCACCAAUACCCCAACCCAACUUCCCCCAUAAAACGCACCCGCAUGGCAGAUAACGAUGCCUCCGGCAACCACAACCACAAGAACACUAACAAUCAUAAUGAUAAGGACACUAACGACGAAUCUACCACGGACGAACAGGACAAGGCCCUCGUCCUCGCUAUCCAGGAACGUACAGAUCGGAUCAUGGACCUCCUCGCCCGCAACCCCCGCAAGGGGCCCGUCUUCACGGAUCCUACACGUAAACCUUUCCCGCUCUGGCCUAUUACGAGUAAGGACGGCAAGGGCGCCAGCCUUGCCGAAGCCAUCAUUCCGCCCCGCGAGAAGAAGAGGAAGGCGGUGACGAAGAGGAGUGGCACGGCUACGGCUGCUGGUGCUGGUGUUAGCAAGGCCACCCGUGCGGCUACGAGCGCUCGUGCUAGUUCCAGUACGAGUAAGAAGGCCGAUGCUGCCGCCGCCGCCGCCGCUACGGCCCCGCGCCGUCUCAAGACCAUCGAAUAUCGCGCCGACAUCGCUAAUGGGAAUUCUGCAAAUAAUAAUAACACCACCACCGCCGCCGCCACUAGCAACCAGCUCGUCGUCUACGGUAGCGGCAGUAGUAGUCGCCGAGGAGAGUACGAGGACGCGGAGGUGGAGGCGGCGGAGCGCGAGCUCGUGCUGCGCGAGCAGGCGAGCGUGUUUUUAUCGCUUGUGACGAAGGGGCCGGAGUCUGGGAGGGGGUUCUCGGUUCAUAAGGCGUUGAAGAGGUUUCAUCGUGAAGGGGGGAUGUGGGGGAGUUCACAGGGAGAUGGGGAGAGGGAGAGGGAUGGUGCGAGGGGGAAGGGGAAGGGGAAGGAGAAGGAGAAGGAGAAGGAGAAGGAGAAGGAAAAGGAAAAGGAAAAGGAAAAGGAUAUGGAGAGAGGGAGAGGCAGGGGGAGGGGGAGGGGGAGGGGGAAGGAGGGGCGGGAGAGUAGGGAGCGCGAAAGGGAGAGGGUGAAGGAGAGGGAGCGAGAGCGGAGGAUUGAGGUGGAGAAGGAGUUGUGGAGGGUGUUGAGGCUGAAGAGGAAUGAGAGGGGGGAGAUAGUUGUGUUUGUUUAAGUUAUUCAAUUUUUUUUGGAGUUAUGCAUUUCUUCCUUCGUUAUCCAUCUAUCAUCUCCAUCUACUUGUUCGUGUUUUUUCAUUUCACAAGACUCAUUUCUUAUUUAUUUAUUCCACUACUAUCCCCCGCCGUCAUCUUUCUUAUAUAUUUCACUUUUUCCCACUUUUUGAGAUUUUUUUCUCUUGCAUUUCAUUCAGCUUUUGACACCUUUCCCAGCCGGACUGGCAAGUGGCUGCUGCUUGGACGAUUAGGAUUUGGAAAUAAUUUCAGGGAUCAUAAAAUCAUGGAUAAUGAUCAUUAUUGAUGGGUCUGGUGAUUCAUGUGCAUUUUUAGUUUUGUUUCCCUUGCUUUUUGGGUCGAUAUAUCAAAUUUUCCUUAUUUAUUUACAUUGCUUAACUACCCCCUCUCUAUCUACUUCUAGGCUUGUUUUGGUUUUGAUUUCUUUUGAAUGUCCGCUUCUUCCUUGGUGAUUUCAUACAUAAUAUCUAUGCUCCGUACCGCGCUAGAAAAUGUCUUUGUCUUGGCUUUGCAGGGCUAAAAUGAUUCGUAAUGAGGAAGUGAUAAUGAUGGAGAAAUUUUCUUUUUCUAGGUAAUUGAAUUUUUUUUUUUUUUUAAAAAAAAAAA